Cannabis sativa is the source of this 798-nucleotide messenger RNA. Its product is annotated as adenine nucleotide transporter BT1, chloroplastic/mitochondrial-like. Bases 1 to 798 code for a protein of 265 amino acids. NCBI's taxonomy places the organism in Eukaryota, Viridiplantae, Streptophyta, Magnoliopsida, Rosales, Cannabaceae. The record is from RefSeq and is a predicted model, not a curated record. The transcript is spliced from 3 exons.
AUGGCUAAUUAUCACAGUAAUUUCCAAGAUGGCUUUCAUCACCCCGGUGGCUUAUUCGCUAGUGUUGGUCAAGGUCUUGGUGUUUCGUCGAACCCCCGUGCUGACGGUGGGGGCGGCGGCGGUGGCAUGAAGCUUUCGUACACCGACUUUUACAUGAAAUUCAUGGAGGGUAUUAGAAGAUUCGGGGGUCAAGAGGAGGAUGGACUGACGAAGAAGAAGAAGAAGAAUAAGUUGAAGAUUAAGGUUUCUAAUCCUUCUCUACAAAGGUUAAUAAGCGGUGCCAUAGCCGGGGCGGUUUCUCGAACGGCCGUUGCGCCAUUAGAGACUAUAAGGACUCAUUUGAUGGUUGGGACUAGUGGGCAUUCCACAACUGAAGUCUUCAAUGAUAUUAUGAAGACUGAUUGGUGGAAGGGAUUAUUUAGAGGCGAACAAGCCAAACACCCAAUCCCUCCCUCAUUAAUUGCUGGGGCAUGUGCUGGAGUUAGCUCAACAUUGUGCACAUACCCUUUAGAGUUGCUCAAGACUCGUCUAACAAUACAGAGAGGUGUCUAUGACGGUCUUUUCGAUGCGUUCUUGAAAAUUUUAAGAGAAGAGGGACCUGCAGAACUCUAUAGAGGUCUUGCCCCUAGUCUUAUUGGAGUAAUCCCAUAUGCAGCCACUAAUUACUUUGCAUAUGAUUCUUUACGCAAAGCAUAUAGAAAUUUUCUCAAGCAAGAUAAUAAGAUUGGCAACAUUGAAACUCUUCUCAUUGGAUCAGCAGCUGGUGCUAUUUCAAGUAAUGCAAACUUUCCCUCUUGA